UUCUUAAUCCUACCAAAGUAUACCAACUAACUCCGUGUCUUGACAGACUCUACCUACCACAACCACCGCAAUCACCAACUACCAUUUCGAGUUCUCUUCCACUCUUUUCUUUUCCACUUUGCAAUUCUUCUUUCACUCAUCAACAUGUCUUCCCCUCAAGUCAUUACCUGCAAAGCUGCAGUGGCAUGGAGAGCUGGGGAAGCAUUGGUGAUGGAGGAAGUAGAAGUGAGUCCUCCCCAACCAAUGGAGAUUAGGAUUAAGGUUGUCUCCACCUCUCUCUGUCGCAGUGAUCUCUCCGCUUGGGAAUCUCAUGCCAUAUUUCCUCGCAUAUUUGGCCACGAAGCAUCAGGGAUUGUUGAGAGUGUGGGACAGGGAGUGACUGAAUUCAAAGAGGGGGACCAUGUGCUAACAGUAUUCAUUGGAGAAUGCAUGUCAUGCAGGCAGUGCACAUCUGGAAAAAGUAACACUUGCCAAAUUUUGGGAUUGGAAAGGAGGGGUUUAAUGCAUAGUGAUCAGAAGACACGCUUCUCAUUAAAAGGGAAGCCUGUUUACCAUUAUUGUGCAGUUUCAAGUUUCAGUGAAUAUACAGUAGUCCAUUCUGGAUGUGCUGUGAAAGUCAGCCCCCUUGCACCUCUUGAGAAAAUAUGUCUUCUGAGCUGUGGGGUUGCUGCAGGUCUUGGUGCAGCAUGGAAUGUUGCUGAUGUGUCAAAAGGAUCAACUGUGGUGAUUUUUGGUCUUGGAACUGUUGGCCUAUCUGUUGCUCAAGCUUCCAAACUAAGAGGUGCAUCUCGAAUAAUUGGUGUGGACAACAAUCCACAGAAGUGUGAAAAUGCCAAAGCUUUUGGGGUUACUGAAGUUGUUGAUCCGAAUUCCUACAAAGAACCUAUAGCUCAGGUUAUUAAGCGCAUUACUGAUGGUGGGGCAGAUUUCUCGUUUGAAUGUGUAGGUGACACUGAUAUGAUAACCACUGCAUUGCAGUCAUGCUGUGAUGGAUGGGGUUUGACUGUAACACUUGGUGUGCCAAAGGUGAAGCCUGAGAUGUCUGCUCAUUAUGGGCUACUCCUAAUGGGAAGAACAUUGAAAGGAUCUCUAUUUGGAGGAUGGAAACCUAAAUCUGAUCUUCCUUCAUUAGUAGAGAAGUAUCUCAACAAGGAAAUCCAGAUUGAUGACUACAUAACACACAAUUUGUCAUUUGAUGACAUUAACAAAGCUUUCAAUCUCAUGAAGGAAGGGGAGUGUCUGCGUUGUGUUAUCCACAUGCCAAGAUAAUGCAUGCGGCUUCUUUUUCUUCUUUUUUUUUUUUCUUUCUAAGAGAAAGUUGUUGAAGAAAUCAAUGCCCUGGAGAAUGAAGAAACUACUUUGCCUAGUUAUCAUUGAACAUUGGUGAGAGUUGCAUCUUGUAAAGGACAAAAUAUUGAUCAUGCUAAUAGUAAUAAUAUGCUAUGCUAAUUUUUGUCUUUGCUCAA
Glycine soja is the source of this 1466-nucleotide messenger RNA. RefSeq names its product alcohol dehydrogenase-like 6. NCBI's taxonomy places the organism in Eukaryota, Viridiplantae, Streptophyta, Magnoliopsida, Fabales, Fabaceae. Bases 145 to 1269 code for a protein of 374 amino acids. Gene Ontology annotation, molecular function: zinc ion binding; S-(hydroxymethyl)glutathione dehydrogenase [NAD(P)+] activity. Gene Ontology annotation, biological process: formaldehyde catabolic process. The record is from RefSeq and is a predicted model, not a curated record. Gene Ontology annotation, cellular component: cytosol. The transcript is spliced from 10 exons.